CAUCUUCCUUCUGCUGAUUUUUCAGAUUUCGCAUUACACAUAUACGUACUUGAUGGCAGCAAAUUCAUAUGAGACAGAGCACCCAGUGAAGGCUUUUGGAUGGGCAGCUAGGGACACCUCUGGACUUCUCUCUCCUUUCAACUUCUCCAGAAGGGCAACUGGGGAGAAGGAUGUGCAGUUCAAGGUCAUGUACUGUGGAAUAUGCCACUCUGAUCUACACAAGCUUAAGAAUGAAUGGGGUAACACUAAAUAUCCCAUUGUUCCAGGGCAUGAGAUUGUUGGUGUGGUGACUGAGGUUGGGAGCAAGGUGAUGAACUUCAAGGCUGGAGACACUGUGGGGGUAGGGUGUCUGGUUGGAUCCUGUCGCAAAUGCGAGAACUGUGAAAGUGAUCUCGAAAACUUUUGCAGGGGGGUUAUAUAUACUUAUAAUUCUCAAGUAACCCCCACCUACGGUGGUUACUCCGACAUCAUGGUCGCUGACGAGCAUUUUAUUCUCAAAUGGCCCGAAAAUCUGCCGAUGGAGGCUGCUCCUCUGCUCUGUGCUGGGAUCACAACUUAUAGCCCAUUGAAAUACUUCGGACUCGACAAGCCAGGAAUGCACAUCGGAGUUGUUGGUCUAGGUGGUCUUGGCCAUAUGGCUGUUAAGUAUGCUAAGGCUUUUGGAUCCACCGUGACUGUGAUUAGCACCUCUGCUAGUAAAAAGAAAGAGGCUGUUGAACAUCUUGGCUCGGACUCAUUCUUGAUCAGCCGUAACCCAGAAGAAAUGCAGGCAGCUGUAAACACAUUGGAUGGCAUAAUAGACACCGUUUCAGCGGUUCACCCUGUUUUGCCACUGCUCAGUUUAUUGAAAACUAAUGGAAAGAUUGUAUUGGUUGGAGUCCCCGAAAAACCACUUGAACUCCCAGCUUUUCCUUUGCUCAUGGGUCGGAAGCUAGUGGCUGGAAGUAACAUUGGUGGAAUAAAGGAGACGCAAGAAAUGCUAGACUUUUCAGCAAAGCACAGCAUAACACCAGAUGUGGAAGUUGUCUCAAUGAAUUAUGUUAACACUGCCUUAGAACGUCUCCUCAGAGGGGACGUGAAAUACAGAUUUGUGCUUGAUGUUGGCAAAACAUUGAAAUCAGACUGAAUAUUUAUGGAAGAACGUUCUGUUCAAUUUUAUUUAGUAGCAAUAAGAGUAGACAGCAGACAGUGACUUUCUUUGGAUAGAGAGUACUGUCACUUUGAGAUUUCACAAGGCGUUUGUUGUGUUUUAUGUAAUGAGCAUGCAGCAUUUUGUGUUGUAUACUUGUAUUCAUGUCAUUUUGAUCGGGGCCAUGCUUGACUUAUACACUCCAUAGUCAUUAGUCCAUUCAACCCAA
Molecule: messenger RNA, 1358 nt
Organism: Cuscuta epithymum
Lineage: Eukaryota; Viridiplantae; Streptophyta; Magnoliopsida; Solanales; Convolvulaceae
Source: the annotation of a GenBank genome assembly